Lithohypha guttulata is the source of this 1251-nucleotide messenger RNA. RefSeq lists its product as uncharacterized. The coding region runs from base 1 to 1251 and encodes 416 amino acids. Lineage: Eukaryota; Fungi; Ascomycota; Eurotiomycetes; Chaetothyriales; Trichomeriaceae. The transcript has 3 exons. The record is from RefSeq and is a predicted model, not a curated record.
AUGGCAGAACCGAAUUACCAUGUUGUCCCCUCCGCAUCAAUCUAUUUCCCGGAAAUGACUAGCUGCUUACCAGUUGGCGACGACACAUCGUUCCCAGGAAAUGACGGCUCAUACAUCCCUACUUCUGGCGUGGCGCCUACAGAUUUGACCUUCAUUCACCCUCUGGGACCUUGUGAUUCCGACACAUCAAGCCCUUCUUCUGGACCGUUGGCGAAGCCCUUUUCACCUCCAAUGACUGAGGCUGAAAUAGCGCAAGCUGAAUUGUAUCAUACCACAGGAAUAGAUUCAGGAAUGGCCCAUCUCUCGUGCUAUCCAGACCAAUGGGUAAUGCAACUACCACCAACACCUCCAGCUGAUCCAAUGUUUGAGAUACCGGAUUUGUUCGAUACUGGAAGAACGGAUUCCUUGGCCUUUGAACCGCUACCGGAGCCUGCCACAGAAUGUGAAUACCUUGGUGUUUCCAAACUCCAGUUCUCGAGGGCUCCAAUUAAGCAUUCUAACCCACGGCCUAUUCGAUCGGCAUCUGAACGGAGUCCACCUAGUUCUGCGACAGGAUCUCCCAAGGAACGUCACAUGGAACGAUCUAAACACAAUCCGAGGAAUGAUCCCAGGUACGACGUCAAGCCCGACAAGGAUGGAAACUACCACUGCCCAUAUGCCGCCGACAACUGCAAUCACAAGCCAACCAAGCAGAAAUGCAUCUAUGCCAAGAACCUGGACUCUCACCUGAAACCCUACACCUGCAAAUUUGGGGAUAGGGAUGAAAACUGCCGGCCUCUUCGCUUCUCUUCUAAUGCUUGCUUGUUUCGACACGAACGUGAAAUGCACGGAUUACACAACCAUGGAAUCAACCCUUAUCUCUGCAAAUUCGAAGGAUGUGAACGAGCUCGCCGUGACAAUGGCUUUCCACGACGCUGGAACCAACGUGAUCACAUGAAACGUGUUCACGGCUGGGAAGAGCCAGAAAAUGAUGAAAUAGCCGAUAGAGGCUACACUGAUCCUUCACGGAGAAGGAAAGGGCCUGGUGCCUCAACCUCUGUUGCAAUGAAACGGAACAGCUCUGCCAGAGCUCAUCCAUAUCUCCCAGGACACUCAAGGAAUGUCAGCGCGCCGCGCUAUCACCCCCAGCUCCGAAGGGACGUUCAGACCCAGAACAUCAUGAUGCCAGGCAUGACCGUUGACCACAGCCACUAUGGACCCAUGGUGACUCAAUCAUUUGAACCUGGAAUGUAUCUUCAAUCCGUGUAUUGA